CCUUCGAGACUUGCACUAGAGAUAUUUUUUGCGAGAAGCACGAGAGAAUUUUGUAGCUAGCUGAAUUUAAACACUUCAAAUUCAUCAUGUGAGCGAGACGCCCAUGGUCGAGGCGGAAUCCAUGGCUCUCGCGACCUCGUGGCCGCGGCCGGCGGCGCCGCGUUGAUCUCCCUCCUCUGGCCGUCAUUUCAGCCGCCGAGACCAGAUCCGGGCUGCUCUCCGCGUCCUCUCCCAGCUGCACUCCCUCUCCCCUUCAGGCUCUCGAGGUGCUGCUCAUGGCCCUCGCGUUUGUGUCGUCAUCUCCGACUCCGUCGGAAGCCUCAACUGCUGCCGUCGCGCUGGCCGCGGCUGCUCUUGCCUCCCGCAUGGCCGCCUCGACAGCUGGAGGUCGUCUGUACGGUGCUGGACUCCCGCCAAGGCCAGAUAUGGCAGCACCUCCGAUGGCGCAGUCGGGCAAGCGCUCCCUGCCUCGCCCCCGACCUCCUCCGAGUGGCGUCACCGCGUUUUCUGCCCUGGACGCGGCACGUGAUGCUCCAGAUCAUGCUCCUGUCUUGGUGGUUGGAGGGCUUGGAUCCCCUGCCUUCGCUGACUCUGCUCCUGGCAGCACCACGCUGUCAGCCCCGACUUCUACUGUGUGCACGUCGUCCCCAACUCUUGCCUGCGCUGCUACGGUGUCCUCGACUCCUGUGGAAGCCCCACCGCCACCCCUGGCUGCUAUUGCUGAAGCGCCGUCCACGACUCCGGCUGGCAACACCGCAUCGUCCACGACUCCUGCUGGCACCACCGCACCGUCCCCGGCUCCUGUAGAAGUGGCGCCAUCCUCAACGCCUGUCGGCGCUGAGCCGGGUCUGAACAAGGCGCGAUAUGUCUCGUGGAGCUCCCUUACCGAUAAUGAAGAUGAAGAGGAUGACGAUGUGCUGGCCCCGCCGACGCUGCCGCCGGCUACCAAAUCCUCAGUUUCGACAGCUCAGCCGGGCAUGGCGUGCGAUGCGGAUUCAUGCGGUGGUUGGCAAAAGGUGAUGCCGCGACGCAACGUGCAAUGCCCUGUGUCACUAGGCCCUGCACUGGCUCCCCAUCCCAUCCCCGCUUGGCUUCAUGGUAGAUGUUGCAGAUGCCUCUAUCCUGGACACCGUGCAGCAGAGUGUCGAGAUCUUUUUAGGUGUUCUCGAUGCCUUGAGAAUGGUCAUCGAGCGCGUGGGUGCCGCAAUGCCCGGCGUCCCCUCAGCUUUUUGGGAAGCCCUACUUUGUCGCCAUUGCCCCGCCUUCCUAUCGUACACCAACAAGCUUCAGUUCCUUGCAAGGUCUGGAAAGAAGCCGCGCCCCUCUCGAAGACGUUUGGUCGUGAUUCUUGGGCAUCGAUCGUUGCUGCUCCUGCUAGCUCUGUGGCCUCUGAGGAUAUCCCAGUGCGUCCUGCCUUGGAGAGGCAAGCCGAGUUGUUGCGCUUUGAGCUCCUUGAUAUGGCUUCCUUCCGGUUUGAGGAGAUGGUCCAGCCUCUGCGUGAUGUCGUUGACUCCAUGCAAGGUUGGAUGUUGCGGAUGGAGAGUUUCAUGGAGCGAGUUGAGGCUGCACUAGGAGGGCUCUCCCUGGCGCCGCCUGUGUUGCAGAGUGCUCAUGUGUUGUGCCCUUUGAUUGUGCCUGAUGGCAGCUUCGAGGUCGAGAGGGGAGACGAGCUUCAUGGCUGUUUCUCCCCUCGUGCUAGAGCCAGCUCGCCGCCGUCGGCCUAUGAGGGUCUAGGCAAUGAUGUGGUUGUGACUCCGUUGCUGCAGAUCAUGCCUGAGCUUCGGGAGCUGUGUGGAGGCUCGGUUCUGCCCCUGUCCGUCGAACAACCGAAGGUGAUGCCUGUGAGUGACAUGACCAUUGAGCCAAGUGUGUUGGCACCUACUCCAAAUCCAGAUGCUCUCUUCGCGAAGGAACUUUGUGACUUGCUCGCCAGUGUGGAGGUUGCUAGACCUGGUUUGGGCAGGUCGAUUGCUUGCCUCUUGACAGGAACACCAAUAAGGGGCAAACAAAAGAAGGUGGGCAAAGGAAAGAGUGGCGCCAUGGGUAAGGCGUCUCUCACUGCUUGAUGGAUGACCUUCGGUCUCUCGGCCUGUCUGCUUUGAUUGGGUUGUCGUUGAGUGUUGGGAGGUGCCUGAUGUCUUGUAUCGAGCUGUUCUUGUCGGGGUCUCUUGGCGUAGUAGCAAUAUCGGGGUUUGUGGAUGUUGUGUAUUCGGAGAGUCUGGGAGGGGCCGCAUGUGCUGUUGUGGGGUUUCUUGCCAUGUGAGGAGUUAGUCCGUGCUCCAUUUGUAUUGGUUUUCGCCCGGUUUUCUGUAAAUUAACUGAGCAAUUCUCUUCUUCUUAA
Triticum dicoccoides is the source of this 2341-nucleotide messenger RNA. RefSeq lists its product as uncharacterized. The transcript is spliced from 2 exons. Lineage: Eukaryota; Viridiplantae; Streptophyta; Magnoliopsida; Poales; Poaceae. Gene Ontology annotation, molecular function: zinc ion binding; nucleic acid binding. Bases 276 to 2066 code for a protein of 596 amino acids. The record is from RefSeq and is a predicted model, not a curated record.